GAUAGCUCGGGGAUUCGAACUAGCGACUUUUUGGUUACUGGCCUAACGCUGUAACCGCUAGGCUACCUGCCACCGUAUUUAUGUUCUCUCUGAGCCAUUAGUAGCCAGAAUAAAAGCCUUUAACCUCACAAGGACCUUAGGGCUGUAUUAUUACAGUGUAAUUAGCAUGUUUUUCCUCUGCAGGCCCCUAAUACACUCCAUUAGACCAGUAGGCCCAGGCCUUUGAAGGUGACUGUGGCAGGGCUUUGAAGGUGACUGUUGCAGGGCUUUGAAGGUGACUGUGGCAGGGCUUUGAAGGUGACUGUGGCAGGGCUUUGAAGGUGACUGUGGCAGGGCUUUGAAGGUGACUGUGGCAGGGCUUUAUUGUUUGAUAAUGGGUCCUUGAAGGACUGCUGAAGGGGUCUGAGGGAGGGACAGGCUCUCAGCACUAGAUGAGAGUCUGACUCUGGACUGGGAGUGGGAUGGAUCUGUUGUGUUGAUGAGUUUAUGGGGGGUCAAUAUCCCAUACAGGUGACCUGACAUCCUUAGUGAUCGCGGAUGAGGAUGAGAAAAAAAGACUACAGUCUGGAUUAGAAAGAAAACAAAUACUAUCUGAACCCAGGACUGAUUAGUGAGAUGAACAUUGUAAAGAGCUAUUGUUCCUCAGCUGAAGCUGGCUACUCUGACUGUAUUCUAUCAGUUAUGUUACAGUGAUGUACUCUGACUGUAUUCCAUCAGUUAUGUUACAGUGAUGUACUCUGACUGUAUUCUAUCAGUUAUGUUACAGUGAUGUACUCUGACUGUAUUCUAUCAGUUAUGUUACAGUGAUGUACUCUGAGUGGAGGAGUCUCCAGAGGGACAUAGGAUGAUCUCAGACCUGGAUGUGCUUUAGCUAACUCUUCUGGCUCUGUUAUGCCUUACAAGUUAUUCAGAGUUGGCUAACAUCCAGGUCUAGGACAAGGCUAAAACAGACAGAAGGGUUGACCUCUUUCUUAACUCUGUAUCUGGUCUUUGUCAGCAGCAGUUCCCACAAUGCAUCUCCAGCCGAGACAGUUGAUUGGACCCCAGAUCGCUUCCCCAGGCCCUGCCUUCCUCGCUGUCACCAACCAGGUGGUCACCAUACCAAUUGUCCCCCAUCAUGUUACCAUGGGGACCAUUGCCGUCUCUGGCCCCGCCCAUCCCAUGACAAUGACCUAUCACAACACAGCAGUGGAUACUGAGGUGUGUGCGGAGCGGUGGCAGCAGAGGAUGGUGAAGAACCGUGAGUUGGCCACGCUGUCUAGACUGAGGAGGAAGGAGGUGCUGCAGGCCCUGGAGGCUCGUCUCAGGGGGACACUGUGUGAGAACCAGAGGCUGCUCCAGGAGAACGGAUCCCUCAGAACCCAGCUGGAUGGACUGCUCACUGAGGUUUAUUUUCCUGCUGUAGCAAACUGGCUGAAAUUAAGAUCCUACGUCUGUAGAACACGGUGUUCUUCAUGGUCGUCCUGGUGUUCUUCAUGGUCGUCCUGGUGUUCUUCAUGGUCGUCCUGGUGUUCUUCAUGGUCGUCCUGGUGUUCUUCGUGCUCAACUCUGGUUCCCUGAGUGUGUGGGAGUCAGAGCCCAGCAGCUCCAGCCUGUCCACAGGGACGCCACAAAGCAGCCGACAUCUGCUCAGCUUCUCCCCUGUCCAACAACAGAGGGGAGGGGAGGAAACACCAGCCCCCCAGUCCCCAUUGGAGCCCCUGGAUGUCCAGUACCCACAAUCCCACCAAUCCCAGGACAGGUGGGAGGACUAUACUCCAGAGGAAAUGGCUCUAGCAGUGGUCAAGAAGGAGCCUCUCCUGUUUGGGUCGCCCCCCUGCCAACCCCACUCUCCUAUCUCCAGGACCAAGUCCCUCCGUCUGGCUCAGAACCUGAGAGGCUGGGUGCAUCGACACGAAGAGGAGAGGACCAAGUUCACACGAUCUACCACCAAUCAAUCCAGACAUACAACAACUGAUCAGCACACAACCAAAACUGUCCUGAAGUCAACUGAGGAGAGACCACAGACAACCCAGUCCAGUAACUCGGUUGUAACAGUCAGCUACUCUGACAGACCAAGAAGUGAGGUUCUGGUGUACUACUCACGCCAUCAAAGCUACAGCGACUUCUUCGAUUAGUUAAAUCGACGAGGCGACACUUUCUAUAUGGUGUCCUUUCGCAGGGUGAGUCACUCCAUGCAUAUUCCAUAGCAUAUUACAUAGAAGCAGGCAACCAUGUGUCCUUCUGGUUGUGACAAUGUGCUGAUCGCAAGGCCAAAUGGAAUUCUGGUCUGUAACUGUUUCAUGACACAGUUUUGCCUUCACCAAGUCUUCAACGGAUGAAACUGCUGAGUAGGGAAGAAAUGGAAUCAUGAAGCGGUUGUGAAACAAUUUUGAAGUGCAUACUGAGCACUAAUCCAGGGCACCAACUUUUAGUCUUAAUUGAAGACAGAAAGUCCCAAAUGAAAAAGAAGAUGGUGUUUUGAAGCUAAGGGAAAUAUUUGUUUUUCUUUCCUUUCCUCUUUUACCUCCGAAAUGCAUGAAUGAAUGAGGAUUGAAAAAUGGCCGGUGCUGCUGAUUAAAUAUGUAAAUUGGUUUUCAAUCAUCACACAUGAGCAUAUGUAAUGCAUUUAUAUGUGAUUUGUAACUUUAACAGUGUACAGUUAGUGAUUCACCAAUUGGCCUUGACACGAGUUUCAUUCGUGUGUUUGAUGUAGGCCUAAUGGAUUCUGAGGUAGCACAUUCGGAUGGAAUUUUAUGGCUUUCAGACACCUAAGGCGUGUAGACCGUAUGAAAUCGGCAUACAAAUUCAAUUAUCUAGAACAAUAAAGAAUAUCCUUGAUGCUGUUCUUA
Coregonus clupeaformis (lake whitefish) is the source of this 2831-nucleotide messenger RNA. RefSeq names its product cyclic AMP-dependent transcription factor ATF-6 alpha-like. The record is from RefSeq and is a predicted model, not a curated record. The transcript is spliced from 8 exons. Gene Ontology annotation, molecular function: DNA-binding transcription factor activity, RNA polymerase II-specific; RNA polymerase II cis-regulatory region sequence-specific DNA binding. The coding region runs from base 1455 to 2117 and encodes 220 amino acids. Gene Ontology annotation, cellular component: nucleus. NCBI's taxonomy places the organism in Eukaryota, Metazoa, Chordata, Actinopteri, Salmoniformes, Salmonidae. Gene Ontology annotation, biological process: regulation of transcription by RNA polymerase II; endoplasmic reticulum unfolded protein response.